AUGUGUAGUAAACCCGGAAUUGACCCCGAACUCAGACCAAUCGCUUGGAAGUACCUCUUUGGAUACCUCAAAUGGGAUUACACCGAAGCUGAAAAUGCUGCCAGGAUAGAGAAAAAACAUCAGCACUACCGCAUUAUGAAGGCCUUUUGGAAGUCAAUGUCUGUGAAACAAGUGCGAAACAGUCGUGUGUAUAGAGAGCGCAGAAAUAUUAUUGAAAAGGACACUUUCCGAACUGACCGUCAAGUUCCCCUCUUCAGAGACGACUCUUCUGGUGCUCUAACUCGCCUCUACGAUGUUCUCAUCACCUACACCUUUUAUAACAAUGAUCUUGGUGACUUUGUAGAGUAUUUAUGCGUCUGGUGUGACCAAGUAAGACCCAGCGAGAAUGCUAAUUUGACUGGACUUCGUUGGAUGUUCUGUAGAGUUAUGCGUGAUUGCAGCUAUUUGUAUGUUACUCGUGGAAACAUCCAAGCUCCCAAUUCUAACGGUCUUAAUGUAUUCUCUCCAUUCUUUUUACACAGAGCCCUACACAUCACUGUAACAUGCUACUUCCAGGGUAUGAACGAUCUUCUCGCCGUUAUCAUGACAAUUAUCGAGGGUGAAGAGGAUGCUUUCUGGUGUUUUGCUGGACUUCUUGAACUCAUUGCUGACAACUUUUCUGAUGGACCGUCAAGUCUCUACAGUCAAUUCCACAAUCUCUUCAAACUAAUUGAAAUCCUAAUGCCAAACUUUGCUCACUUUUUACGCGAAAAGGAGGCAACGUCGAUGAGCUUUUGCUUCAAGUGGUUCCUCAUUAUCUUCAAGCGAGAGUUCUCCUACGAUGAUAUCAAGAUACUUUGGGAGACCCUCUUCAGUGGUGUUGCUCCCAAGAAUUUCCACCUGCUCAUUGCAGUGGCCAUUUUUGAUGCUGAGGCGGAUUCUAUCAUGCGAACCUGCCAGGAUAUGAGUCAAAUUCUGCAGUACAUCAACAACCUGAGUGAGAUGAUCAAUCUAAACAAUGUUCUGAGUCGUGCUCAAGGCAUCUUCAAUCAGCUUUCGGAAGUUCGCGACUGUCUUCCCAAUGAAGUAGCCGUUUUCCUCGGCUUCGCUCCUCCACCCUCAUCCGGUCCUCCUGGCGAUGGUCGCCAUCGAAGUAGUGUUGACGAGGAAGGACUCCUAGCAACCUGCAAUUUCUCCCUGGAAUCUGCUUUUCCCUCUUCAAAUAGCCCUCCCCUCAACGACAACGCUAAUGACAAAUCGAUAAGCGCAGUGGAAGUUGGCGAAGACGCCACUAAUUUGAUGACGAAUGCCCACACUAUGGCAGAAUCCUCUGGAGACCCAUAG
Rodentolepis nana is the source of this 1323-nucleotide messenger RNA. NCBI's taxonomy places the organism in Eukaryota, Metazoa, Platyhelminthes, Cestoda, Cyclophyllidea, Hymenolepididae. The record is from the annotation of a GenBank genome assembly.